AUGCCUGCUCGGCGAGCUUCGCCGCGGCCAAGAACUCGGCAGCUCCAGGCAGAGGCGCAGGCACCUCAAGCUACUCCCGAGGGUGCAGGUCCCAGAAGUUCUCUUCCCUCCAAGAGGACCAGGCCUCACACAACACGCCCCCGGUGCACAAAGAUAGUCGCCUCGCGAGACUUUGAGGCGGUGCCUGGCCCUGCAGGGCACCCUAGAUAUGAAUACACAACAAAUAUAAAGUUCUUGCCGCCAUCUUACUUUCAGUAUAAAUACAGGUCAGCGACACGUCAAGGAUCUGCCACUCCUUCAGUCCAUCACUUGGCAGAGCAUUCUCCGCCAGCUUCUCCACGGCGCUCGGCCAAGUCUACCAAGCAACAGCGGACAAAAGCAGUGAAUGUAGAGCCGAAGCUGUCCCUCAGGCAAGAUAAGGAUGAUCAGAAUGAGCUGGAGCUGAGACAGAAAUGUACAGGGGCGCAGUUUUCGGAUAAUCUUGUCCCAGCCUUAAUUCCAGCGGAUACAACUUCGCCACAAGAAAUCUUGCAUGACAAUAGUCCAUAUAGGUCUCUAGAUCCGGUCGUUCCCCAAGGGUCUCCUUCUAGCACUACUUCAAAAGGGAUGCGGCUUCGUGCAGAUUGCGGGCUUCUUCAGAGCUCCAACAUGAUUUUCGAGCCGUGCCCAUCGAAUCCAGUCAACUGCAAACAAGGACCUCUCCUGUCUUCUCUCCUUGCAAAAGGCACACUAGAUAAUCUACAGUCCCUUAGCCUCACUGCAGUAGAAAACCCCUCCCUUGCCACCCUUGCCAGGCGCCAAGCCCGUCAUGCCCGUGUAGCUUGGGAUGAAGAACCUGAGAGAGAUGAUGAGAAGAACCCUUCUCCCUUUUCCAGUAUUGUCCAGUUUCCUCCGCCGGUUAUCCAGCCAACUAUUCCCGCUGCACGGCGAGCACGGUCGGCAGAAACUCUCACCGUGUCACAGGAUGUGGACGAUUCCUUGUUAGACUUCAUGUUUGUAGACCUCUAG
Molecule: messenger RNA, 1008 nt
Organism: Giardia duodenalis
Lineage: Eukaryota; Fornicata; Diplomonadida; Hexamitidae
Exons: 1
Coding region: 1-1008 (335 amino acids)
Source: RefSeq, a predicted model, not a curated record